Paramecium tetraurelia is the source of this 996-nucleotide messenger RNA. RefSeq lists its product as uncharacterized. The transcript has a single exon. The record is from RefSeq and is a predicted model, not a curated record. Lineage: Eukaryota; Ciliophora; Oligohymenophorea; Peniculida; Parameciidae.
AUGAAAAUAACUACUCAAACUUUUGAUAUUUUUGAACUUGCAAUGUCUCUAUUGCAUCAGUUAUAUUAAUUUGUUUUCGAUGACAAGAAAAAAGAGAAACUCUCUCAAUAAUAGCUCAUAGACUAUGAUUUUGUGGUAGGGUAAAUAGCAAAGAUAGCCUUAUUUCUUAUGCAGAUUAUAUACUAUUUAGAUUUGAACAAAUUAGAUCCAAUAUCUACAUCUCUACUAAUCUAAGGGUACUAUGUUUUUGCAGUUUUUAUUGUGUUGGUCGAAUCAAAAUACAUAUAUGGAGGAUAUUCUUACACAUUUCAUAGAAUAGUUGCUUAUAGAAUAAUGAAUAUAGUUGUCAAUUUAAUUAGUCUAUGGAGAAUCCAUUAAGAUAAAUCCUUACUUUAUAAUUGGGAGAAUAUCAUAGAUUUUUAUUUUGGAAUUGCUGAGCUACUACUAAUUGGACUUGUUUUUUUUACUGCAGUUGAAAUUGUACAAUUAUCGUUUCAACUAUGCACAAAACUGUUCUCUUGUAUGAAAAAAUUUGAUAAUACAAAGGAAUACGAUUCUCCAGGAGGGUGUGGUUAUGUAUGUGUUGGUUAAGGUUCAGGAAUUACUUUAAUGGGAGGUAUUAUUUUGCUAAUAUUUUAUUGGAAAACCAUUCCAUUUUCAACUCUAUUCACUUUGAAGGUUAUUGUUCUCGAAAGUUUGGUAGGUCUUGAAUUUAUAUUAUCCUGCGUUUUUUAUUGUAAGAGUGGCAAAGUUUAAAAAGAUCCACCAAGAUCUAAAAAAGUGAUUUGUUUUGGAUAUGGAUUCUGCAUUGGAGCUCUGGGUGUGUUUUCAGGCCCAGCAAUUCUGGUAGUUGUUAUCAUAUAUGCGUUUAUCAGAACACUUUGUUUUUGGCACUAAUUUGAUUGGAGGUGCAUUAUUUGUUGUUGGUGCGCAACUAUAGAAAAAGGCCAUAAGUAUAAACAAACAAAUAUUUCAAUUAACACAAAUAAUGGCUGA